This is a messenger RNA of Rangifer tarandus platyrhynchus (Svalbard reindeer), 594 nucleotides long. NCBI's taxonomy places the organism in Eukaryota, Metazoa, Chordata, Mammalia, Artiodactyla, Cervidae. The record is from the annotation of a GenBank genome assembly.
AUGCCCGGCCUCCGCAGCCGCAAGCCAAAUACUCCUUGUGGUUUGGGCCGGGAGCCAAGCGCCCACACCCCAGCUCACGGGACCGCAACUUCCCUGUUGCAUCAGGUUACUGAGCGCGUGCACACAGCGCAGAGCCUGUUACACAACCGUGGUGCGCGCCCCCGGCACCCACACACCCCGGGUGGCCCGACAGCUCCACAGAGGAAACCGCAGCUGUGCAGGGAGGGCACAGGCCCCUCUACAAGCUCUGGCGUGGAGAGCAGUUGGGGGAGCGGUGGGGAGGACACCCGGCCGGGAGCCAGGGCUCUGCGGGCGCCGCCACCGGCUCACGGCGAAACCCCUGACUCCACUCGUCUCCCCAUCCCUGGGGCUGGGUUCUGGCUGGGCUGUGAUAGACUAGUCAUCCUAGCAGUCUCAGUGGUGGCGGUGGUGAUGGAGCUGGUGUUGAUGGCAGUCAUGGUGACGGUGCUCGUGGAGACAGAGGUGACGGUGGUGGUGACGGAGGGCUGGCAGGGACAGCAGAAGCGGUGGUGUUGCUGGGAGGUGACGAUCGUGGAGGUAGCAAUGGUGGCUGAAGCAGCGUGCAAGAGGUGA